ACGCUUCAAUGGACUAGAGGAAAACUUGAAAUUGCUAAGAUUAUAAACUGGCCAGCCUCCGUUGAAGUGUUGACACGGCAUUGGAAUUUUAGAGUAUCCUUGGGACAUUUCCUAGUGAGACGUACACUUCUUUUAAUUAAAUCUAGCUAUCUGACAUGGCAUAAGAAUCUCACCUUAGAUUGAAGCUAGAUCUUUGUCUAACUCGAGAUAGCUGCGAGAGGGAAGCCCAACUCAACAUGGAUGAUAGAUGGCUGUUUGCUGUUCGACGCAAUUGACUCUUUCUCCCUCCGUAACUCCGACUCCAAGCACAAGCGAAAGUUUCCGUGACUGUUGCUGCUCUCCUCCGGGUGUAUAAAUAGCCGGCAACCGGGGGGGAUCGAUAGCUUUGGGCACGCUUGCUUACCUUCCGCUUCCCGUUUCCGGCACUAAAAACGAAACUUCCCACCCCAUAAACAAAACACCCCAAAAAUUCCCCAAAGCUUCACUCCCUCGUAUCAGAGCAAAGUAGUACGACUCCUCCAAAUUCCAGACGGCUCCAUUUCUGCCGCACCACCACUCGAACAUCGCCGAAUUGCCCACCGCAUGCCACUGCUCCAACUGCCGAUAGCACCACCACCACCACCCGAUACGGCGGCGAAGGAGUAAAAAGGAAAAAAAAAGGCAGGGGCGAUGAUCACGUGGCACGACCUGUACACGGUGCUGACAGCGGUGGUGCCGCUGUACGUGGCAAUGAUCCUGGCCUACGGGUCGGUGCGGUGGUGGGGGAUCUUCUCCCCCGACCAGUGCUCCGGCAUCAACCGCUUCGUCGCCAUCUUCGCCGUCCCCCUCCUCUCCUUUCACUUCAUCUCCACCAACGACCCCUACGCCAUGAACUUCCGCUUCAUCGCCGCCGACACCCUCCAGAAGCUCAUCGUCCUCGCCGCCCUCGCCGCCUGGGCCCGCCUCUCUUCCCGCGGCUCCCUCGACUGGGCCAUCACCGUCUUCUCCCUCGCCACCCUCCCCAACACCCUCGUCAUGGGAAUCCCCCUCCUCAUCGCCAUGUACGGCACCUACUCCGGCUCGCUCAUGGUCCAGAUCGUCGUUCUCCAGUGUAUCAUCUGGUACACCCUACUCCUCUUUCUCUUCGAGUACCGCGCCGCCCGCCUCCUCAUCGCCGACCAGUUCCCCGACACCGCCGCCUCCAUCGUCUCCUUCCGCGUCGACUCCGACGUCGUCUCCCUCGACGGCGGCCGCGACCUCCUCCAGGCCAACGCCGACGUCGGCGGCGACGGCAAGAUCCACGUCACCGUCCGCCGCUCCAACGCCUCCCGCCGCUCCGUCUCCAUGGCCAUGACGCCGCGCCCCUCCAACCUCACCGGAGCCGAGAUCUACUCCCUGAGCUCCUCCCGGAAUCCUACUCCGAGGGGUUCGAACUUUAACCACUCCGACUUCUUCGCCAUGGUCGGCGGCGCCCCGCCCCCCCUCCGCCCCUCCAACUUCGGCCCCGCCGACCUCUACUCCCUCCAAUCCUCCCACGGCCCCACCCCCCGCCCCUCUAACUUCGACGACGGCGGCGCCGCCGCCGGAUCGCCGCGCUUCGGGCAUUACCCCGCUCCCAACCCCGAAAUCUCCUCCGCCUCCGCCGCCGCGACAAAGAAAAACAACGCCACCAAUCCGACCCCACCGGCGGCCGCUGCUGCGACGCAGCAGCCGCAGAACGGGGCAGCGCAACACGACGCGAAGGAGCUCCACAUGUUCGUGUGGAGCUCGAGCGCGUCGCCGGUGUCGGAGGUCGGCGGUCUGCAUGUGUUCGGCGGCGCGGAGUUCGCCGCCCCGGACCUCGACGGCCGGCCGGACCACGGUGGCGCCAAGGAGAUCCGGAUGCUCGUCCCCACCGAUCUCCCCCAACACGGCGUAACCAAAGGAGCGGCGAUACCGGAGGUUGAGGAUUACGGAGGUGCAGCAGAGGAUAUGAGCUUCGGAGGAGGGAAGGGAUUAGAAGAUGUAGAGGAGAAAGACAAGGAAAACGGGCCGGAGGGGUUAUCGAAGCUGGGUUCGAGCUCGACGGCGGAUCUCGACCUGAAGGGCGGCGGCGGGCCGCUCGACAGCGGCAAGCACACCCACCACGUGAUGCCCCCGGCGAGCGUCAUGACCCGUCUGAUCCUCAUCAUGGUGUGGCGCAAGCUUAUCCGCAACCCCAACACCUACUCCAGCCUCAUCGGCCUCAUCUGGUCCCUCGUCGCCUUCCGGUGGCACAUAUCGAUGCCGAAAAUAAUAGAAAAGUCGAUCUCUAUACUAUCCGACGCCGGGCUGGGGAUGGCCAUGUUCAGCUUAGGGUUGUUCAUGGCGCUGCAGCCGAAGCUCAUCCCGUGCGGGAACUCGGCGGCGACGUUCGCGAUGGCCGUCCGGUUCCUCACCGGUCCGGCGGUCAUGGCCGCCGCCUCCAUCGCCGUCGGCCUCCGUGGCGUCCUCCUCCACGUGGCCAUCGUACAGGCGGCCCUUCCCCAAGGCAUCGUCCCCUUCGUGUUCGCGAAAGAGUAUGGCGUCCAUCCUGCCAUUCUAAGCACUGCAGUUAUUUUUGGAAUGCUGAUAGCUCUUCCGAUCACAUUGGUCUACUACAUUAUCCUGGGAUUAUGACUCCGUUUGAAACGAGGCGAAGGAAUCAUCAUAUUGCUGCGACGGAAAGUGGAAGGAAAUCCGUGAUGAUGGAUUGUUCGCCGGCGCAUGGUGGGUCCGACGACCGAGAAAUUCAGGAGGACGGCAUGAAGAAGGCGAAUUAUUUUGCAGCAAAAGAGAAGCUCGAAUUGUUCGUUCUGUAAAAAGGAAAAUAGAAGAGUUCAAUCUUCUCUUUCUUUUUAUUUUAAAAUAUUCGCCUUCUGCGAUCUCUUUCCCUUUUUUUUCUCUUUCUUAAGACUUCUUUACUUUUUCGCUCUAUUUCUAGUGUAGUGAAAAGGAGUCUUUCUCAAAAUGGGGAAAGGUCUUGUUUGGCAUCAAAGACGACAGCCGUCCUUUAUGAAAAUCACAAAAAAUACGGAAAAAUUCGUACUCUC
Messenger RNA from Phoenix dactylifera (date palm), 3029 nucleotides. Its product is annotated as auxin efflux carrier component 3a. The record is from RefSeq and is a predicted model, not a curated record. Gene Ontology annotation, cellular component: endoplasmic reticulum; plasma membrane. Gene Ontology annotation, biological process: auxin polar transport; auxin export across the plasma membrane. Gene Ontology annotation, molecular function: auxin efflux transmembrane transporter activity. NCBI's taxonomy places the organism in Eukaryota, Viridiplantae, Streptophyta, Magnoliopsida, Arecales, Arecaceae.